Rhinocladiella mackenziei CBS 650.93 is the source of this 1629-nucleotide messenger RNA. RefSeq lists its product as uncharacterized. Gene Ontology annotation, molecular function: acyltransferase activity, transferring groups other than amino-acyl groups. The transcript has 2 exons. NCBI's taxonomy places the organism in Eukaryota, Fungi, Ascomycota, Eurotiomycetes, Chaetothyriales, Herpotrichiellaceae. The record is from RefSeq and is a predicted model, not a curated record. The coding region runs from base 1 to 1629 and encodes 542 amino acids.
AUGCCAGCUCUAUUGGAGGACCCAGAGUCGGCCGUGGUUUAUCGGACAUCAGGCCAGGGCCCGUAUCCAACCUCGGACAAUCCUCAAAUUCCAUCCUCCAUAUUCCCCAGGCCUGUCACACUCCGAGAUCGCGUUACUGUUGCAACUUUGAUACCAUUCUUUUCUCCAGAUGCCGUUCCCAAGAGACUCCUCUCUUACCUUAAUGACAACCUCAAUAAAGAAAUCGAAAGUGGGGACACUUACCCAAUGAUCGAUCCUUUACCUCUGGAGACCUUUGGACCCUACUGGUUUGGAAAUUUUGGUGCGGUUAUGGUGCUCGGCGAUAUCGGAGGCAUUGAGGCUGUCACAGAAAUGGACCGCAACGGUGCAGACUGGAAUAAAUUGUGUUUGGGAAGCUUUUAUGUCAAGCCAAACUACCCUGGACGAAGCAGUCAUGUUUGCAAUGGAGGAUUUUUGGUGACUCCUGCCGCUCGUAACAAGGGCGUGGGAAAGUCCAUGGGCCAAUGCUACCUCGAUUGGGCGCCUCAAUUGGGCUACACAUAUUCUGUUUUCAAUCUGGUAUAUGAGACCAACACCGCCUCCACCAGGAUAUGGGACUCGCUCGGUUUCAAACGCAUCGGACGAAUUCCUGGCUGUGGUCACCUAAAGUCGUCUGAUGAACCUGUUGACGCCAUCAUUUAUGGCAGAGACCUCAAGUCAGACAGUGAAAAUGACGUUUCUGAGGAGCGCUUCGACAAAAUCCGGUACUAUUUAAGACAUCAAAACUAUCCUCAAGGGGCCGACAGGUCGGAGAAAAGCCGACUGAGAAGUGCCGCCGUUCACUACAAACUGGUUGGUGGUGAAGAUGGCGUCCCUGAAAAGCUGUUUUUAAAGGACAAGGAAGUAAUCUCAGAUCCUCAAGCACAGUACCAGAUAGCCAAGGAUAUCCAUCUGCAGGCUCAUGGAGGGAUCAAUAAAACCACGGCCAUCAUAGCGACCAAGUAUCACUGGAUUCGGAUCAAAGAAACGGUCAGCCAUGUGAUCAAAAAUUGCCCGGAAUGCAAGGACGUGAACAAACCACCGAUGAUUCGCUCAGAGAACCGGCCAGGUCGGAGCAAAACUAUCGAUGAACCUCCGCCAUCAUUACCACAACCUCAACCAGAACCAGAACCGGCAACGGACGUACAACGUGCUCCCCCGGAAGAGAAUCUUACCGCGAAUCAUAUAUCUGAUCACGACUUCGCAUCGAUGCAGCAACCAAUGGAUCUUGCCAACGAACACCUCGCCGAUGCCGAUGCACACCUUCACGCAUAUGACGAGAUGGCGAUAGAUCCGCAGAUCAUGGAACAGAUCGAGGCACAACUGGCGUCUGAAUAUGAAAACAACCCUCACGCCUAUGUUCAGGCCGGGCUAUCCCCUUUCACCGGUCCGCCACAUCUACAGACGCAUCACAAUCCGCACGAGUUCGACCACCAGAAUCAGAACCAUCAGUUCAUGCAUGAUCCCAACCCGGCCAUGAUGGCUCAUGAUCAUGUAAUGGAUGAUGGUGGCGCAGGCACAGGACUAAGCAACAUGCAACCGAUGCAACACGUAUUGCCAAUGGACUAUAUUGGUCCAAAUAACGAUCAGCAAUACAAACUUGAACAAUAA